Molecule: messenger RNA, 3372 nt
Organism: Lodderomyces oxycetoniae
Lineage: Eukaryota; Fungi; Ascomycota; Pichiomycetes; Serinales; Debaryomycetaceae
Exons: 1
Coding region: 1-3372 (1123 amino acids)
Source: RefSeq, a predicted model, not a curated record
AUGAGAUUUGUUUGGUUAACGCUUAUAUUUAUUCACUUGGUGCAAGCCAACAACUUUGGAUUUGACCAAUGGAGUAACAAUGACUUGAAACAGUUUUUGAGUGACUGCAAGAUCAAACAGGACUCCUCUUGGGAUAACUCAAAGUUGAUUGAAGUUGCUACAAAUGAAGCAAAGAAGAUUGAAAAUGGAUAUAAGAAGUUGAAAAACGAAAUUGAUCAACAAUUGAAACCCAAAAAGAAGAAUUUAGAAGACUAUUUAAGCUUUAGCUAUUUGUUUGGAUCAAUAGAUAAGAAACCUAAAUCAGUUCUGGACUGGUGUUUUGAGAGCUGGAGCUCAGACUCUUUGAAAAACUAUUUGAAACAUAAUGGGAUCAAGUUUAACGACAAGGAUAACAAGAGCGAUUUGUUGAAAAUAAUUAAGCUGAGUUUCGACAAAGUGGCUAAAAAGAACAAUGGGUCUACUUAUUAUCCCGGUUCUUGGUUGUACAAUUCUUGGUCUGAAGACGAUUUAACCAAAUGGUUAGACAAGUAUGGUAUCUCUUACAAUAAAAAAUCUACAAGAGACGAGUUAGUUGAUAAAGUUAAGGAACUCAAUUAUAAGACAGUGAAUGAGAUCGAGGAUACCAAAAAUGCCUUGUUUGAUUCAUUGGAUCUCUUUGAUAAAACGAUUUUUGAUCGUGCGGGACAAAUCAAGGACGAAUUCUUUGAGACUUGGUCGUAUUCUCAACUAAGAGAGUGGUUGUACUUGCAUGGAUUCAUCAAUGAAAGUCCCGAGGAAUACGUUGCUGAGUUGGAUAAAGAAAAGUUGAUCAACAUUGCGAAGAACUACAAAAAGUACCUUUUGGAAGAUAUCAACACUUGGUUGAAACAUUCAGAAAGAAAAGUUCAACCAUGGUUGAGCAAAGGUGGCGAAUCGUCAGGCUCAUCAUCCCGUGGAAACAAACACGUUGAGAAUUUGAUCAACGAUACGUUUUUCGUUGGUAUCAAUAACUGGUCCAAGGAUAAACUACGCGAAUUUUUAAAUGUUCGUAAAGUUCCAUAUUCCAUUUUUACUACAAGGAGUCAACUAGUUGAGUUGGUAAAGGAACAUAGAUCAGAUCCAAUUCACGUUGAGACUGAGGCGUUUGUUAUUGACCAAGAUUUUUCCACGAACUCUAUAAAGCAAUGGUUGAAGGAACAGGGCCAAAACAUUGAUGGAUCAAGACAAGAUUUGAUUGCCGCAUUUCAAGAACAGUUUAAAAAGAUUGGGUCAGAUCCUAAUAAUUUAGAGUCCCAGAUUAGGUUUUACACUCCUGACCUUGAAGGUUACAAACAAUACUUGAAAAAGAAUGUUCCCGAAUCGAAAAAGUACUCCGAAGACAAGAUUGAACAGGCUUACAAAUUAGUUGAGGAAUACUUCAAAAAGGCUACUGAAACAGCAAGAGAGGAGUUCAAAAAGGACAAGUACUCUAGCGAGGAGGCAUUGCAAGAGAUACAGAAGGCUAGUUAUGACUACGCUAGUAGUGUUUACGACAAAAUCGAUGAAACUCAAAGCAAUAUUUCAAGUUUGAUUACAGAUGCAGGAUUAGCAUCGACUAACUUUGUUAAGUCAUUAACAGCAAAAUUGGUUCAAGAUUGGAGAAAGCUUGAAAACUCUUUAUUGGGAACUAAAAAGAAGGCACAAAAGGAAGCAACUGAAUGGGUCGACAAGGGCAAACAACAGCUUCAACAAGGUGGUCAAAGUGUACUUGAAACAGUCAAUGAUGUCAGUAAGGAUUCAUCUAAGAAGUACGACGCACUUUCUCAAAAAGCCCAGGAUUUAUACAAUGAUUAUUUGGCUACUGCGGGUGAUUCUUAUGAUGACUUGUCAAAAGAUGCGGGGAAGAAAUACGAAGCAGCCGUUAAGGAAGCAAAUUACAAGUAUGAUCAGUAUAAGAAAUUGGCCAAGUCGAAAUCUGAUGAAGUUUCAGAAGCAGCGGGAAUUCAGUAUGAAAAAGCUGUAGCAGAUGCCGAAAAAAAAUACAAUGAUUAUUCCAGCUUGUUGAAUAAGAAGUUUGAAGAGUUGUCUACGAGUGCUGGUAAGCAAUAUGAAUUAGCCGCAGCUGAAGCACGUAAGAAAUUUGACGAGUACAAUAAAUUAGCAAAUGAUAAAGUGGACAAAUUAUCUACAGAAGCCAAGAAACAAUAUGAAUUAGCUGCUGCGGAUGCUAACAAGAAAUAUGAAGAGUAUACCAAAUUAACUAGCAAGAAGUACAACGACUUGUCUAAAGCGGCUAGUAAGCAGUACAGCGAGUUUUCGAAAGCGGCAAACGAACAGGCUGAUAAAAUAUCAAAAGAUGCAGCUGAUUCAUAUGAAAAGGCAGUAAAAUUAGCUAAUCAAAAAUAUGACCAACUUUUGAAAUUGGCUAAGCAAAAGUCUAAUGAAUGGUCUACUGAUGCCAGUUUGAAAGCUGACGAAUUAUACAAGGAGGCGGGUAAGCAAUAUGAGCUUGCGGCUAAAGACGCGUCAAAAAAGUAUAACGAGUUUUCUUCAAUAGCUGCUUCUUAUGCUGCUGAUUUAGGCAAAAAGGCGACUGAAAAAUAUGAUGAAUAUUCCAAAGAAGCUUACAACAAGGUAGAUGAUUUGUCACAAGAGGCGCAAAAGCAAUACGAGCAAGCUCUUAAAGAAGCUGAAAAGAAGUACAAUGAGUACUACAAAUUAGCAGGUGAAAAAUAUGAAGACUAUAAGAAAAAAGCAGAUAAGAAAUAUGACGAAGCUUCACACGAAGCAGCAAAACAAUACGAGCUUGCCCAAAAGGAAGCUGGUAUUAAAUAUGAAGAGUUUAAGAAACUAGCAGGUGACAAGGCAGCUGAGUUUUCCAAAGAGGCAAGCAAAAAAGCUGAACAAUUGAAGAAAGAUGCGAAAGAGGCGCUUAAUACAGCUGGAGAAGAAGCUGGUAAAUUGUACAACGAUGCUGUAGACCAGUCUCACAAGUCGUAUAUCAAGUACUCUCCCAGAAUCAAGGAUUGGGUCAAGGAUGUUUACCGAGGAGCAUUAUUCCGCUUGGGCUUGUUCAACAAUAGAGUCUAUGACGUUGCUGAAGAAGUUGGUGAGAAGGUUGGCGAGAAAUGGGAUAGCAUGAUUCGAGUUUAUUCCAAUGCUGAUCUCAAGGGCUAUUUGAGAUCAUUUGGAUAUAGCUACUCCUGGCUCAAUGGAUUGAACAGAAGGGAAUUGUUGACACUUGCUCAAGUACAAAAGAAAUUGUUUUCCGGGUACAAGCAUUCGAAAUGGGAAAAACCAAUUGGCGAAGUGCUCAAGGAUGCCGGUAACGAGGUUAGCGAGAAGUUGGGCAUUACAAAACAACCUCAUGGAAUUGCUCAACAUAUCAAGGCGUUUUUAGGUUUUAAUUAUUAA